This is a messenger RNA of Protopterus annectens (West African lungfish), 751 nucleotides long. RefSeq names its product WD repeat domain 83 opposite strand (gene WDR83OS). Gene Ontology annotation, biological process: protein insertion into ER membrane. The record is from RefSeq and is a predicted model, not a curated record. Gene Ontology annotation, cellular component: endoplasmic reticulum membrane. Gene Ontology annotation, molecular function: protein folding chaperone. Bases 144 to 464 code for a protein of 106 amino acids. NCBI's taxonomy places the organism in Eukaryota, Metazoa, Chordata, Ceratodontiformes, Protopteridae. The transcript has 4 exons.
GGUAGAGUUGAGGUUUUUUGAAUGUGUUUGACAUAGGUGAAGGUGGGGUAAGCGUUGAAUCAGAAAGUGUUUUUGCUGUCUCUGACGUGGUGCAGUUGUGAAACACGACAAAGUUCUAGAAGUUUGGUCCUAAGCAUUUCGAAAUGUUUACCAACAACAUGUCUGACCCCCGGCGACCAAAUAAAAUCCAGAGGUAUAAACCGCCAUCUACAGAGAAUAAUCCAACACUCGAGGACCCGACCCCUGAUUACAUGAACCUGCUGGGCAUGAUUUUCAGUAUGUGUGGGCUGAUGUUAAAGCUGAAAUGGUGUGCGUGGAUUGCUGUGUACUGUUCCUUCAUCAGCUUUGCAAACUCCAGGAGCUCAGAGGAUACCAAACAGAUGAUGAGCAGUUUCAUGUUAUCAAUUUCAGCCGUUGUGAUGUCAUACCUUCAGAAUCCUCAGCCCAUGUCUCCUCCAUGGUGAUUGGACCAUCCUCAUUAAAUCUGCUCUUCCAGACAUUUUCAAUGCAAUCACCCAUUUUAAACUGAAACUCAGUUGACCGAGAUUGUUUGUAAAAUCACAAACUGUGCUUACUGCUAAUUUUAGAGUGGAGCUUUGACAUCUAAAGAGUGCAACUGCAUCUUCACCUGUGUGAGAGAGAGAGAAUAUCCCACUUUUUAUGCAUUGUACAUGAAAUGCAUAAUUUGUCAGAAGAAUUUCAUACUGUAGUAUGACUUUUUAAAUCUUUAAUAAAAGAAUAAUCGAUUAAA